Tetrahymena thermophila SB210 is the source of this 195-nucleotide messenger RNA. Its product is annotated as 50S ribosomal protein L33. Lineage: Eukaryota; Ciliophora; Oligohymenophorea; Hymenostomatida; Tetrahymenidae. The record is from RefSeq and is a predicted model, not a curated record. Gene Ontology annotation, biological process: translation. Gene Ontology annotation, cellular component: large ribosomal subunit; ribosome. The transcript is spliced from 2 exons. Gene Ontology annotation, molecular function: structural constituent of ribosome.
AUGGCUAAAAAUUCAAUCUUAUUUAAGUUAGUUAGUAGCGCAGGUACUGGUUUCUUCUACCUCGCCAAGAGAAACGCUAAAGCUGAAGUUAUUAAGAAACUUAGUUUGAGAAAAUUCGAUCCAAUUAUUAAUUAAUAUGUAGUAUUUAAUGAAGCUAAGCUCUCUUCUGGUAAAAAUAGACAAUCAAAGAAAUGA